AAUAAAUUUAAAAAAAAGAAUAAAAAUAAACAAAAGAAGUCCUUCAACACCUCAUCCACCGUCAGAUCCCAUUAUCCCAACACACAUCAACGGUCUGUCACACAACCCAGUUACAUUCACCGUCACUUUACCCUAACUCAAACUCGAAUCGCUCAACUCAGACCCAACCCCGGAGUCGAUAGCAGCAAAACUCACCCUCACCCCCUCUCUCUCUCUAGAUUCUCUCUCUCUCUCUACACUCCCGAAAAUCAGCCUCACUAUUUACAGAUUCACAUCAUCAAUUAGGGCUUUAAUCGAUCAAUUGUUGAUGUGAUUGUUUAACCGGUGAAGGAAUAAUAAGAAGGUUAGGGUUUUAUCGUUUCGAAUUGUUAUUAUUAUUAUCUGUAUACGUUGAUUGCUCCUCGAUCUGUUGGUUGUGCGGAAUGGAAUCGUUAUCAGUGGCAUCUUCAGCGUCCGAUUCCGACUUGAUUUCGGUUACGCAAUCGCUAGCGAAAGAGGCGUAUGUGCUGUUUCAGUUAGGGAAGUAUGUUGAUUGUUUGAAAGUGUUGAAUCAGAUCUUGGAUAAGAAAGCCGAUGAUCCGAAGGUUCUUCAUAACAUUGCUAUUGUGGAGAACUUUCAAGAUGGAUUUUCAAAUCCAAAGAGAUUUUUGGAAGUACUAGAUAAUCUUAAGAAACGAAGUGAGAGGCCUGCUCAUUCAACUGGAGAAAAUGCAGAGGUGUUGAACAGCCGAAUCAAAUCGGUGGGAAAUAAGGGAAAUAAGGGCAUUGCAGCUGAUGAGUUUGACGUUUCCGUGACAAUGUUCAACAUAGCUGUCAUUCUCUAUCAUCUACAUGAAUACGAGAAGUGUUUCUCCAUUUUGGAAAGAUUAUAUCAAAAUAUCGAACCGAUUGAUGAGAGGGUGGCACGUCAUGUAUGCCUCCUGUUACUUGAUGUUUCUUUAGUAUGCCAUCAUGCUUCAAGAGCUGCUGACGUGAUCGGUUACAUGGAAAGAGUAGGUGGCAAUAACUUAGUCAAUCAAGGUGAUUCCGGAAACAUCUCUCAGCAACAAUUAACAAACCUAGUGAUAAAAUCCACGUCAGCACCGAACAACGUUAUGUUAUCUUCCGAUCCAAUCAACUCUGAUCAAACUGUCAGCACAAACGGGCCUGAAAGCCCAUUAUCUCGAACUCCAUCAGAAGAAACACUAGAAAACCUAAUGAUGGAAAUCAACACAAGACCAUCAAACGAUCUCUCGAAAAUCCAAACCGACGAAUCGUUUAUUUCAACGCCUGAUUUACGGAUGAAGGUGCAUUUAUACAAAGUUUGGAUUCUUAUUCUCACAAGAAAUCUCAAAGCGGCCAAACGUGAAGUGAAAAUGGCCAUGAAUGUCGCACGCGGAAAAGAUUAUUCACUCGCGUUGUUUCUAAAAUCCCAACUCGAAUACGCUAGAAAUAACCACCGAAAAGCUAUAAAGCUGUUAAUGGCGUCUGUAAGUCAAACCGAAACCGGAACCUCAGCGUUGUAUUACAACAAUCUCGGCUGCAUUUAUUAUCAACUCGGUAAAUACGAAACGUCAGCCAUCUUUUUCUCCAAGGCGCUCGGAACCAGCUCUCCGCAACGAAAGGAGAAAACGAUGAAACUGUUCAGUUUUUCGCAGGAUAAAUCGGUUCUUUUUGCUUAUAACUGCGGGUUGCUUUAUUUGACCAGCGGGAAACCUGUACUUGCGGUUCGAUGUUUCCAACAGGCGGGUUCGGUUUUCUUUAAACGGCCUCUUUUGUGGCUUCGAAUUGCCGAGUGUUGUAUAAUGUUUUCGGAAAAGAAAGCGGAUAUCGACGUGAAAAUUGUCGGUAGGGGGAAAUGGAGACAACUUGUUGUAGAGCGUUGGAAUUUAACAAAUGUGGUGCAGGUGGACCCCGAUCUUUCACUCGCGUUUGCUAAACGUUGUCUUCUGAACGCGUUACACUUGUUGGACUGCCCUUAUGAGAACUUGAACCCGCAACCGAACUCGAACAUGGUGAAUUCAAAUGGCGAGGCUAAAGAGACGAAGGUGGGGAACAGUAGCGGGAAUCCGAAUCCGUUGUUACAGAGUUCGGUUAACGAAUACGAAGCUCUUUGCGGGAAAGAAAACCUGAUGAUCUUGCAAGCCGUGCUUGCUGACCUGGCGUUUGUUUAUCUAGAACUCGGGAAUGCAGUGAAGGCGUUGGCGGCUGCCAAGUGUCUUUUAAAACUUCCGGAAUGUUCUAGGGUUUACGCGUUUCUCGGAAACGUUUACGCAGCGGAGGCUUACUGUCUCUUGAACCAGCCUAAGCUAGCUUCCGAGCAUUUAUCGAGUUAUAUUUCAGGGCAAAAUAGUAAUAAUAUCGAAUUACCAUACACCCAAGAGGACUAUAACAUCUGGCAAAGUAAGAAAACCGUGGAUCUCGAUGAACCAAAUUCCAAUAACGCCCCUACGGUGGAUCAAUCGUUACCUCAAGGAGGUUCGGACUCUUGGUUCUUGAAGCCGGAGGAGGCUCGUGGGGUCUUGUUGGCUGACAUGGCGGCCAUGGCAGCGGCUGAAGGUGACAUGGAGCGGGCCCACGAGGCCGUGACACUGGCAUUGUCUUUACUACCCAACAAUCCGGAAGUCGUGUUAACGGCAACAUACGUAGACUUGAUUCGCGGGAACAGUCAAGGUGCGGUUUUGAAGUUGAAACAAUGCAGUCGUGUUAGAUUUCUCGAUUUAUCCCCGGGACAUUAGCAGAGAAACGGUGAGAUAUCGGUUGGUGACUGAUGAGCAAUCAUCAUAGGUAGGUGAAAAUGAUCCUUUGAAACCAGGGAUUUGAUUUGUAACAUAUAUAUAGCUCAAAGUUAAGGGUAAAAAGGUCUUUUUCUUUGUUGACUAUUUUUGAGCAUUUUUUUUUUAAUUUUUAAAAAAUCCGUGUCGUUUUAGGGUUUUUUUUUUCAGUGAGAUCAUCGGAUCGUUAUGAAACUUGUGGCUGACUGAGUUUGUCUUCCCAUAGAUCUGAGAUGUAGUGGUAUUUUUCUUUUAUAGCAUGUUGGUUCUUCUUCUGAUGUACUGAUUGAAGAGGUUUAAUGGGGUUUAAAAGUUCAAAUA
This is a messenger RNA of Helianthus annuus (common sunflower), 3074 nucleotides long. RefSeq names its product CCR4-NOT transcription complex subunit 10. The transcript has 6 exons. Gene Ontology annotation, molecular function: protein binding. Gene Ontology annotation, biological process: negative regulation of translation; mRNA catabolic process. Bases 423 to 2717 code for a protein of 764 amino acids. Gene Ontology annotation, cellular component: CCR4-NOT complex. NCBI's taxonomy places the organism in Eukaryota, Viridiplantae, Streptophyta, Magnoliopsida, Asterales, Asteraceae. The record is from RefSeq and is a predicted model, not a curated record.